UGAGGCAUGUUUUCAUCAGUGGGGGGUGGAUUGUGUUUGUGUGUGGAAGUGUCAGGCACGUUGACUGUUCCUCAUCUUGUUUCUUGCAGUUCAGUAAUAGUGCACCCGUCUGCAGUUCAUGCCGUUUGGCUCAGACUCUGAAACUGUGAUUUCUUUUCCACUGCUUCAGGUGCCAGUGAGGUCUUUAUCCCAAAGCUGGUGUUGGUUACUGCAGAAACACCCUGUGGAUAGCGGAACUUAUUUAUAGUCACGUAAUCACACCCACUGGGGACCUAAAAAAAAUGGAGAACCAAACAUCAGCAAUGAGCGAGGACCUCCAUGUGAACUGCAGUAUGUCUGGAAGACACGGCUUCAUCUUCACCUUCAUCCCUGUAGUCUACGGAUGCAAUUUUGUCAUCGGGAUCAUUGGCAAUAGCAUGGUCGUGGCUGUCAUAUUCCGCUACAUGAAGCUAAAGACAGUAGCAAAUGUGUUUGUGCUCAACCUAGCCAUAUCAGACCUCACCUUCCUUAUCACGCUGCCAUUGUGGGCCACUUUCACAGCCACAGGUUACCACUGGAUUUUUGGGGCCUUUCUGUGCAAGGCAAGUGCUGGAAUGGUGAUCUUCAACCUCUACACUAGUAUAUUCUUCCUUACUGCUCUUAGCAUUGACCGAUAUCUUGCUAUCGUACAUCCGGUGCGCUCCCGACGCCAGCGCACACUUUUUUACGCCAACCUCACAUGUGUACUCAUAUGGCUGUUUGCUUUGCUCCUCAGUGCGCCUACUGCGCUAAGCAGGGAUGUUUAUGACAUUGGGAAUUUGACAUUGUGCGCCGUGUGGCACAGCAGCAAGCAGAUCCAUUUUCUAGUUACUCUUAGCGUGCUAAAAAGCGUGCUAGGUUUCAUUGUGCCUUUCCUCAUCAUCUUCACCUGCUACUGCCUCAUUGGUCGGGCUCUUCUGGGAUCCAGGGGUCUGUUGAGGAAAAGCGUUCGCUCCCGGGAGGAUGAAACGUUACGGAUGAUUGCCGCCACCGUGCUCGCUUUCUUUGUUUGCUGGGCUCCUCACCAAGCUUUCCACUUCAUGGAGCUGCUGGCCACGCUUGGCGUGGUGGAAAACUGCCAAACGCUGGAUGUUAUUGACACAGCCAUGCCGUUCACCAUCUGCAUCUCCUAUUUAAACAGUUGUGUAAACCCCAUUCUUUACGGAUUUGUUGGACACAACUUUCGCAAGAACCUACUGAGGUUGCUAAGCUGUGGGUCCGGAGAAGCUAGCAAUCGCUUUAGCAUCAACUCAAAGAUUGAUGUCAACUCCCAUUGUAACUCGGGACUGCUCAACCAAACAAGCUCUAAGAAUGAUUCAGCUUCCAUGGUUAAGGCAUCUUAAGAGUUAAAAAGCAUACCUUUAAUAUUCAUACAUGCUUUCUGGAGGGAUUUUGAGGUACUACAAGAUACAACAUUCGUGGCCAAAGCUUUACAGAAGCUUGCUAAGCAUAAUGAUUUUGUUUAAGUUAGUGUAUCAGCAACACACUGUAUCUACAGACAUUGCCCCUUUUGAAAAAAGAAGUACACUUGUUAAAAGUACUUAUUACAGAAGUAGACGAACAUAUUAGCCAUGACACUGGAUGUAACAGACACAAAACUGUAUAUUAUUUCAAGAGUUCACACUUAUAUUGCGUGAUAAUAUCAGCAAGUUUGACAUGCUGUAGCGCACAGGUGUCAAACUCAGUUCCAAAAGGGCCGCAGCUCUACACAGUUUAGUUCCAAUCCUAAUUAAACACACCUGAUCAAACUAAUUGAGUCCUUCAGGCUAGUUUGAAACCUACAGGUAAGUGUGUUGGAGCAGGGUUGGAACUAAACUGUGCAGGGCUUUGGCCCUCCAGGAAUUGAGUUUGACACUCCUGCUGUAGCGGGAGUAAACCCUAAACUUGGAGAUAAUUGAGCCCAGGGCUCUUGCCUGGUCGAAAAGCAUGUAAGGGGCUACGAGAUGAGACAGUUCUCAAGAGCUUCCCCUAGUAAAAGAGGAAAGGGGGAAGAAGGGGUGGAUGGGUUUUUUUAAAUACGAAAAUAAGGGAGUAGUUUUAGACUGGCUACUUAUAGUGAGUUCGGAUUAAUCUGAUUGGUUUACUAAUGAUUGGGGUUGGGUGACCAGCCACAAUCAACUAUAUCACGUGCUCCUCUCGAAAUUAGUUUGUGAAACUUCACUUACAAUCAAACAAACAUUUCUGCCAAGGAUCAAUUCGCAUUUCAAACUCAGUUCAUACGGCAUCACAAGUCACCACUGGUGUUCCUCAAGGAUCAGUUUGGGCCCUUUUUAAUUUACAAUUUAUUUAUUCCCUCUUGGCCAUAGGAUGCAAGUAAGAUGUACAGCUGAAUUCAUAAUUAUCAGCCCCCCUGAAUUAUUAGCACCCUUGUUUAUUUUUUCCCCUUUUUCUGUUUAACAGAGAGAAGAUUUUCUUCAACACAUUUCUAAACAUAAAAGUUUUAAUAGCUUAUCUCUA
Messenger RNA from Danio rerio (zebrafish), 2475 nucleotides. The record is from RefSeq and is a predicted model, not a curated record. Lineage: Eukaryota; Metazoa; Chordata; Actinopteri; Cypriniformes; Danionidae.